This is a messenger RNA of Cyanidioschyzon merolae strain 10D, 1581 nucleotides long. RefSeq lists its product as hypothetical. The record is from RefSeq and is a predicted model, not a curated record. The transcript has a single exon. NCBI's taxonomy places the organism in Eukaryota, Rhodophyta, Bangiophyceae, Cyanidiales, Cyanidiaceae. The coding region runs from base 1 to 1581 and encodes 526 amino acids.
AUGCAUAUAGAUCAGACGGGAUCAGCGUACUGUGCGGCAGUUGCAGCUCUGCGGCGGGAGCGCUUCCGAAACCUCGGGGCAGCGGUGAGCCUCGUUCAUGCUGCAGGGGCGCUUCUGGUGGAGGCCUGCGUCCUGCUGCCCCGCCGGACAGCAGGAACAGCAGCAGCGACGUUCAUAAGACUGUUAUUUGUGGCGUGUAGCGUGCCCUUUUUUCUCGUCGGCUCGCUGAUCGGCAGUGACUGGUAUGCAACGGCACGGCGGCCGGCUCGACGCCGUGUUGCGUUGUCGCUGUUGGUGGCAGCGGGUGCACUUCACCAGGUCGCCAUCCUGGGCUCACUGCAGCCGCUGCUUCCAUGCUCGGCACGAAGCAAGCGCUUGAUACCUCUCUCGGAUGGAUUGAUACUCGGUGCCUUGUGUGGAUGGUGGUUUUGGCUCGUGUUUGAUCGAGCGGAGCGUUUCGCUUUCGAGCUACCGCUGCUGGCAACGAAGCGAAUGACUCGACUCCUGAGCGCACUGCGUUCUCUAAGACACCCGCGCAGUCCUAUUCUGGGGCGUAGCUAUAUGCCGAGGAUCGUUGCCGGGUUCGGCCUGUUCGUGAUAGCGCUUAGAGUGCACCGCAGGGCGUCAUUGUGGGCAAAUCUGUUCUUCCUAUCGACGCUGAUGCUCUCUGCAUGCCUCAUGGUACUACUGUGGAGCGCACUGCUCCAGCUCGUGCAGGUAUGGAUGACGAGUCCAGUCACGCUAGGAGGAAAUUCAUCGCUUGGGUCGCAUCACAGAGGGAAACGAGCUUCAGUGACUGUCGCGAGGUUUGAGCAUGCGCUCCGUAAUCGAGUCGCUGCGACGCUGUCUCUGUCACCGCAACGCCAGUCGACACCGAAGCGGACCGCUAUCGCCUCGGGCGCUGGUGAAGAGCUCCUCUGUUUGGUGCUGGAACACAGCGUACAUUUUGGUCACGUCGACAUGUUUCUGUACGCACUCUAUGAUUUGGAACGUGUCGCUCUCUUCGUUCCAGAGCGGAGACGACGAUUGUUUGCGGAUCCUCAUGGCCGAGUUCUGCUCGCAUUGCUUGACAUUUGUUUGGCCAUUCUUGAACCGGGGGCGCUCGUGGAACGGUACACCGCUCCCAAGGACCAAAAGCAGCAGCGCCUCAGCCGAACGCGGCACGUGUAUCGACUUUCAAACGCUGGCUUGUUGCACGCCUAUCGCAUGACGGCUACCUCGCUGGGCGCCUUGAUCUUGCACAGCAGUCAUGAAGAUCCAUUCGGACUCGUCCAGCGUCGCACUGGGCUGACACAACAGCGCUUGGAACAGCUUGCUGCAGCGCUUACCGCGAUUCGAUCGCGUUGUGGUACGCUGCGACCUCGACCUGGUCUAGAGCAAGCAGCGUUCAACGCUUUAUGCGAUACCCUGCAGCGAUGUCGAGCUUGGGCAGCUGUCGAGGCAGCACCGACCUGCACAGGGACAUUGACGCAUUCCUCAACGAUGCCACGGGUUUGGCGCGAGUGGCCAACGUCUAUCGAGGAGGCUGCUCGGCACCUGGAGCAGGUGCGAGCUUUUCUGACGCAUCACACGCUCAAGUAA